This is a messenger RNA of Penaeus chinensis, 2619 nucleotides long. Its product is annotated as protein tyrosine phosphatase domain-containing protein 1-like. Gene Ontology annotation, biological process: protein dephosphorylation; cilium assembly. The record is from RefSeq and is a predicted model, not a curated record. The transcript has 14 exons. Bases 143 to 2152 code for a protein of 669 amino acids. NCBI's taxonomy places the organism in Eukaryota, Metazoa, Arthropoda, Malacostraca, Decapoda, Penaeidae. Gene Ontology annotation, molecular function: protein tyrosine/serine/threonine phosphatase activity.
CACGUGGAAGAUGUCAAAGGACGUCGUCAUAUUCGGCCUGUCGUAGGAGGAUAUAGAUUUCGUCUCGCCUACAAAAGCUCCAAUACAAGGCUGCAUCGAAAACCUCUCUGCCGUGAAGAAAGGUCACUAGGAGGUGCGCAGGAUGUCGGUGAACAGCCGCGGCGAGGUGGCUGGCCUCAAACCGGCGGUCCUCCAGGCGGGGAAGCGCGAGACGGUGGUGUACAGCAACUACUCCCGACUCAGCGAACACCUCCGUCAGAUGACGCCGACGGAACUCCAGUGUUCGGUGUUCUGCGGAGGACGGAAGUGCAAGUAUGACAACAACGACCACUGGAAGUCCGAACAGAUGGCCGUCGAUGGCAUCUAUUCGCACUGGGUAACGGACAACAUUUUGGCGAUGGCGAGACCUAACACAGAAAUUAUUCAACGGAAAGACAUCGUGGAGCAAUUUGUCAAGAACAACAUCAAGACCGUGAUUAACCUCCAAAUUCCGGGCGAGCACGCUUCGUGUGGCGGUCCCCUCGAGGAGUCGGGCUUCAGCUAUGACCCCAGCGUCUUCAUGGAGAACGGAAUUUUCUACUACAACUUUGGAUUAAAGGACUACGGAGAACCAACUCAAGGAGGCCUUCUAGACAUGGUGAAAGUCAUGGCGUUCUCCUUGUCUGAGGGAAAGGUCGCUGUUCACUGUCAUGCAGGACUUGGGAGGACAGGUGUGCUAAUCGCGUGCUACUUGGUGUUCGCCCUUAGAGUACGUGCCAACGAUGCCAUCCGGUACGUACGCAUGAAGAGACCGAACGCCGUGCAGACGUCGGGCCAAAUCCAAGUCGUGCAGGAAUUCGAACAGUAUAUUCUACCGCAGCUCUAUCUCUAUUGUAACAGAGAGUUCAUGAAGGAGAAACGCAAUCCUGAGUUCACUUUGCACCAGUACCUCCACCGCCAGAGGACCGUCUUGCAUGGUUACGAGGCGCGGACACUCAAGAAUAUCCCAAAGCUGGUCUAUCGAGUAUGCGAAAGGCUACUUCGCCUCUGCGGGUGUGCCGGGAGUGCCGCGCCCCCGCACCUCCUAGCGCCCUUGGAGAUCUCGUACACAGUAGGAACACCUUCCUUCACAUCCUUCUUCCUGUCCGCGCAGUACGACCACGAGACGAGGGUAUCCUACUCUGCUCCCCAAAGUCUCGGUUCCCCAGCCCUCUCUGCAAGCCUCAAUAGCCAAAGAUCAAGUGGUGUCCGCGUGCCCUCCGAGGAUGACUCAGGAUACCCCGGGGGCGAGGAGUUCUCCAUGGGCGAGGUGUCGGUGCCCUCAUCAGCCCAGUACCCGAAUCGGCGGCUUAAUGAUGAGACGCCAGACAUUCCUUCCUGUAUGUCAGGCUUACCAGAGCGCAGUAUCGACAGUCUUCUGAACGAUGGGAUACGGGACCAGAAACUAACGGAUAAUUCAUGUUAUAAAGAACUCGCGUCACAGACCGAUCUUCGUAAGCAAGCCGCGGAGGAGGAUCUUAAGGUGAUUCUUCCCAAGGAGGUGUACGAAGCCAUACUUGUCGAUCACUCAGUCCUUAACAGCGAGUUCAAGAAGCAACUCAAGAAUUAUCGAAUAGAUCUCAACGUCAAACAGUCAGCGUGGGAGAGACUGAACACAGAAACAAACCUCUAUUUACUCACAGGACUGUUGUUUACGUGGCUGGAGCACCUGCGGACGCCCGUGUUGGAUGUCGAUGCCUUGUCUUAUAUCGUCCUAGCCAGCAGCAAGCCUGAAGUCUGCCUGAGAAAGUUGGAUAAGGAGGUUCGCUACACCCUGGAGUACCUCAUCCGCUUCGUCGCCCGCCUCCAGCCAUUCACCCGAGUCCAGCAGGAGGCCGUCCUCAGAAGACUCAUCGCCUCCCUCACCCAGCAGGCCGUUCCCGUGCGAGGCACCCUUCUUCCUGCAGGGAAAGGGUACACCAAGCUACGUGAAGGAACUCUGCGGAAAGUGGUCGAAUUUAUCAACAAGUUCUUCGACCUCGUGUACAUGGAGUCGCGGUCGGGAAGUGCAGUGUCCGCCUCGUCCUCCACUGCGGAGGACUACGCCGCCCGCAUCACUCCACCGGGCCAGGUAGUCACCCCGCCGCCUGAGGAAGGCGCAGAGGCAGGAGGAACGUGUAACGACAAUUCGUAGAACGUCGGUGGCGCUCCUGCUGCGUUGCUGUGAUAUCGUUCUCUCGCCCAUUGUGUUGAUAUGGGCCUUAAUUAACAAUGGCCCAUAAUUAGCCAUGGCCCUUAAUUAACCACGACCUUGAACCCUGGGGGACGACCUAAGAACCCUCAGAAGAUUUCAAACUUCGGAGCUGACUUCUGCAAAGGUGAAACUAAAGGAGAUUAGUUCUUAAAAGCUAUCUCAGGGCCGGCCUUGCCUUUGCUCCCUAGGACUUGUCGACGAAGACAGCAAAGGACCAAGAACUUUUAACUGGUAAGAUGUAAAACGUGACACGGGAUUCACUUCUUUAUAACCUCUAUGUCGUGAAUGCACGCCAUUGUCUUGUGACUUUAGAUCUUGGAUUUCUUCAUUUUGUUUUUAGCGGCAUCAACCUCAUCAUCAUUAUUAUUAUUACUACCAUUAUUAUUUUAUUGCUAUUAUUAUUAUUA